ACAAAGAAGUAGCGGGAUUUGGUAAUUUUCCCCCGACGCGGUCAUAAUCCAAGGUGCCAAGAUCGAAGAAAUAUCUAGUAGCUGAUUACUAACUUCUAGGAAGUUUCUUACAAGAUGUCGGGGGGUGUUUUGCGUGACAGGCCGCUAGUAUGCUUUCGGACGAUAUGACUUGCUUAUUGUGGUGCAUGUCUGCAAAAUUCCGGCCUACAUUAAAUAUUAAAGUAUUAUAAUAUUGCUGACGUUAAGAUUUACAAUUUUAAUUACACUCUCUCAACGUUGAAAACAGGAACGUUAAGACUAUUCGUAAAAACUGUGUCAGUGCGUGUAUCAUUGCCAAGACCAGUAUCUAAAAUUUUUAUUUUUCUUGUGAUUACGAGGUACGAUUUUCCUAUUUGACGAAAACUCUUCUAAAAAAAGUUGAAAUACAGACAUUGUCAUUACUUAAAAUUGGGAUGGGAGCUAAAGCAAGCACUGUGGCACAAUCUGCUGGAGGUAAUGGACAAUCCUCUACUGGAACGAAUGAAACUACCAUGCAAAGUUUUUCUGUGCUUCGCUCUCUGCCUGGAGCUGUUAGCAUGUUACAGCACCAACAUCAGCAGGGUAAUCAAUCGCAAACAUCUAGAGUAUCAGGAGAUAGUAGGCAACGUGCUAGGUCUUUGAGUUCAGUGCCUGACCUUUCUUCUGGAGAACAAAGCAGUCUUGCCUCUUCUGUUGGAGUUGGAGUUGGCCAAGCGCUUGGUCUACCGCAGCUUGAUUUAGAUGAUGCAGAUGAAGAUACCGGACGGGUGCUGAAUGCUGCUCACAGCUUGCCUUCUCAUAUUUGGUCUCUUAACGGUUUAAAGUGUCCUGUUUGCUCCAAAUUUAUCCUACCGGAUGAUAUAGAAUGUCACCUGGUCAUGUGCCUGACCAAACCACGUCUCAGUUACAAUGAAGACGUAUUAUCAGACGAGAAAGGCGAAUGCGUGAUUUGUCUCGAAGAUUUACAACCUGGUGAUGUUAUAGCCCGUUUACCUUGCCUUUGUAUAUACCACAAAAAUUGCAUCGAUAAAUGGUUUCAAGUGAACCGUAGUUGCCCAGAACAUCCCGGGGAUUGAUUUAUAUCCACUGAACAUGGAAGAGCACAACGCAACUAGUUGCUGGCCCAGAGACUCUCACCUCGAUGGGAAAUACUAUGGGAAGAAACGGCAAAAAUUUGAAAAAAGCUAGUCAAGAUGGCUACUAGUCCACUGUGGUGGUUGGUGCGCGCGGUUGUUCCGACUGAAUGAUACAUACUCAAUUUGAAUAUGAGAACAGACAUUUAAUUAAAUCCUUGAUUAUAUUACUUAUAAGCAGAGGACUUAAAAAAUCGCCAUAAGAUUCAACGACACAAUGCUAUUACUUAUAUGUAUCUGUAAUUAAUCUAUUAGUACUCUAUAGCUUAUUAUCAAUUGUACCAUAUUUAUAAAUUUUACUUAGUUCUACAUCUUGAAGUCGGAUUAGAGUUAAGCGACAUGAUCUGUAUUGUUAUUGGUUAUUACACCUUCUUUGGAAAAGGGGGUAGAAUGAAUCGUAGUCGCAGGGCCUGUAUAAUAAUUAGGCGACCUCUAUUUUAAAUAAGUUGAUUAUAUUUUAGUGAUUUAAUUAUAAAUCCAAUGUUUCAUUUUUGUUGUCUGUUGGGGAAUGAAUACCAGAAAGGAUAUUUUUGAUACUUUCAUAAAAGGAAGAGUUGGAUAUAUAAAAGUUUUAAGAAACGGACUUUUACUAGUAACGAUGUUGACCUGUAACAACAAUAAAAGUAUAGAUUUAAUUUCUUUAUUAGAAUUUAAACUUUGUGAUAAAUUUCAUUUACUUUUUUAGAAAAUCAUCGUUCUCCAAUUAUGGGAUGUAAUUUACUAUUAAUUAAAAUUAGUUAUUUUAUAAUUAAUAUCUUUUUUAUAUGGUAAGCAUUAACAUAACUCGUAGUAGUUUUUGUAACAGAGAUAAACGUGGUCUGUCAAUUUUCCAGUAAUGUACGUAUUGUAUAUAUCUGGAUUAGACUUGUAUUACAGAAGGUGAAAAAGUCUAAUAAAGUGAACAUUUCAAACCAAACUAACUACAAAAAUGAAUCAAGCAUUCAAUAUAUUAGAUAUAACGAUAUGAAAUAAACAUAAAUUCUGUAUUAAGAAAAAUAUAAAAUUUACUACUGUU
This is a messenger RNA of Hylaeus volcanicus, 2166 nucleotides long. Its product is annotated as E3 ubiquitin-protein ligase znrf2. Lineage: Eukaryota; Metazoa; Arthropoda; Insecta; Hymenoptera; Colletidae. The transcript has 4 exons. Bases 453 to 1094 code for a protein of 213 amino acids. The record is from RefSeq and is a predicted model, not a curated record.